This is a messenger RNA of Bombina bombina (fire-bellied toad), 677 nucleotides long. RefSeq names its product secreted Ly-6/uPAR-related protein 1. Gene Ontology annotation, molecular function: acetylcholine receptor inhibitor activity. Lineage: Eukaryota; Metazoa; Chordata; Amphibia; Anura; Bombinatoridae. The transcript has 3 exons. The record is from RefSeq and is a predicted model, not a curated record. The coding region runs from base 25 to 453 and encodes 142 amino acids.
UUUUUUUGUACAGAAAACAAGAUAAUGGGAACUGCAAUAUACCUGGUGCUUGGCGCUCUAUCUUUUGAUUUGGCUUUCUGCUUGCAGUGUUAUGUGUGCACAAGCCCAACUGAAAACAGACAAUGCAGAGAUGUCCAAGUGUGUUCACAAGAAACCAAAGGCUGCAAAACAACAUCGUUCAGUUCAGAAUCUGGGUAUCCUUUCCAUGGAGAUGAGACAGUGGUCAGAGAAUGUGCUAAAACCUGUUUUCCUAGCAAUCCUGAUGAUUUGGGGGCAGACCGAACAGUUCACUGCUGCAGCGCUGACCUUUGCAAUAACAGCGGUUUAUUCACUGGAAAUUCAACUUCGUCUGCAUCAACAAAUACUUUUGUGACCAAAAGCUAUAGGGUCUUAGCUUUCUCGAGUUUAAUUGCUUCCAUACUUACUUUUGUAAUAAACUGCAGACUGUUCUAAUCUUCAGUGCUACAGAUGGUGCAACUUUCUACUUUACUCCUAUUAUCAAUUUUUCUUUGUUCUGGACUGUAAGCUUAUGUUCAGCUUUUUGGUUCAGAACCCUGGGUAGCGCUUGUUGAUUGGUGGCUACAUUUAGACACCAAUCAGCAAGCACUACCCAGGUGCUGAACCAAAAAAGGGCUGGCUCCUAAGCUUUCAUUCUUGCUUUUUUAAAUAAAGAUACC